Callorhinchus milii (elephant shark) is the source of this 383-nucleotide messenger RNA. It is a transcript of the gene mocs2, whose product is annotated as molybdopterin synthase sulfur carrier subunit. The coding region runs from base 36 to 383 and encodes 115 amino acids. The record is from RefSeq and is a predicted model, not a curated record. Lineage: Eukaryota; Metazoa; Chordata; Chondrichthyes; Chimaeriformes; Callorhinchidae. The transcript is spliced from 3 exons. Gene Ontology annotation, biological process: Mo-molybdopterin cofactor biosynthetic process. Gene Ontology annotation, cellular component: cytosol.
AGACGUUAAAACGAGGGUGAGCGUUAAAGAUUCCCAUGGCACUAUUCGACAAGGGAAAGGAGCGUCUCCCAGUCUCAGGACCGACAAUCCCCUCCCGGAAAGUUAACCAUUCACCGCAUUUGCCGACAAAUAACGUAUCAGUGCUGUAUUUUGCCAGGAGUGCUGAGUUGUCAGGAGUUCGUUCUGAAACACUUUCUGUGCCACAACAAUUAACCUCUAUGCAACUCUGGGAGAAAAUAGUUAAUAAACACCCAAGUCUCAUUGCCAUAAGGGAUCACGUCCUUCUUGCAGUUCGUCAGGAAUAUAUCCUCCUGGGAGAUCAAAUUCUGUUCCUCCAGCCAGGCGACGAGAUUGCAGUCAUCCCCCCUCUCAGUGGGGGCUAG